GAUGAUGGUGGUGGCUCGUGGUGUCCCUCGAAAGUCCGUCAGUACUAGAUUCAGUUGCUAAAGCCGACUCGGCGUCGACAUCGGUGUAGCUCGUGAACACGCGGUUAUUUGUUUUUCACAGCUGUUCAUUUUACUCUUCUCAAUACUUUUUAAAUACUUGUUAGUUUUUAUAAAAAGAAAGAUAAUUAAUGUGCUGUAAUAUUUAAUAACUACAUUAAAUAUUUUUUUAGCCGAAAAUAAUAGUAUUAUAUUAAAAUAAUUUUUUUUAGUGAUGCCAUAUGUUUGGAAAAGUUAACAUGUUUUCUCAUGUGCCGUUUAUUCUAUAGAUGUUUACAGGCCUCGUGGACCAUAUACACUGUUAGUAUACAUAGAUAAUUAUUUUUUACAAUCAACUGUUGAUUGAUUUAUUGUUUUUUUACUUUUUUAAUAAAUAUUAUUGGUAAUAAAAUUACUCGAUGUACUACAAUACAAUAAAAUUAAUUUACCAUAGUAAAAUUGUAUUAUCUAGCCAUUGUUUGUUUGCAAAAUAACUUUUUGAAAUUAUAAAUUAAUAUAAUUUGAGUUGCAAAAUAAAAUUUGUUUGCUCGCAGUGAGUUGAUUUGUUUUUUAUAAAAUAAACAUAAACACAAUUAAAUUAAAACAAACAGUGUUAUCAGUGGAAUAAAAUUUUUUGUUGGUUUUUUUGACAUCAAGAUGCAUACAUCUUACGGAUGCGGAUAAGCUUAGGGAAAUGUGGUGAAUGAUCGUAACACAGUGGGCACUAAUGGUAUUAUCCAUUUGUCAUUAAACUGGAAAGCAGUAAGGAGUUUGGUCAACUUAGUGGAACUAGGAAACUACUGCAAAGCGGUGGAAGUUGGUAGUGAUGCCGUGAUGGGGUGCGGCUCAAGCUCGUUCUUCCUGACCACAACCCUCGUGGGCGCACUUCUCUCGAUCUUCUUGCUACUACAGACAUCCGGCGCGACGCGUUCACGCCAGCAUGGCUCUACUGAUUUACCGAAAGGAGGUGGAUCUAUAAAUGAGGCAGUAUUUGCUCUUCGAGAUAGGCAAGAAGGAGGUCGGCGAGGCAGAAGAACUACGACUAGUACAACUAGCACAACCACCAUAAUCACAUCUGCAACAUCCAUUCCUAUUCCUGACAAUGUAGCACAGCCGGCGGCAUUACUAGCUCCCGAUGAUCAGACGUGGUUUGUCGCUUCAACGUCAACGUCGUCCAACUUUCCUCUUGUGAUAAAAAACACAUCGAGACUACCCCCAUUGGAGAUUGUCAUAAAACCUCAGGCGAAAGUUGUCUUACCUUGCGAAUUAGGUGGGAACUACUCGAGAGUGUUGCCAUUUACCAGAGUGUCUUCCAGAAAUUACCGAAUGCGACCAGCAAAAUGGCUACACAAUGAUUUACCAGUGGACAUGAUUACAAUAGACACUAGAACAGAGAUGAGCGGAACAGGUCAUAGGUACAUUGGGGAUUCCUCAACAGCUGCACUUCACAUUGACAGCGCGAGACUAGAGGAUGAUGGUAUAUGGAAGUGCACUAUUGAGAAUGACCAUGAAGAGCUACUCUCUGGAAGAACGGUCAAGCUCGUCAUCCUUGAGGCGCCUCGAGGGACUUAUCUGCUGAUAGAUGGCCGCCGCUUGGACCCGGGAAAUCAGUUCGUACCAGUCAAAGAAGGCUCGGAACUCACUUUGGAAUGUGCUGCUGAGGGAGGCAAUCCUCCUUCGGUACUGUCUUGGGGAAUGACACUGUCACAAACCACAUCGGAAGGUCCUGAGCAACCGCCAGACAACCUGACAGUAGUACCGUCCACCCAUGCUGGUCACAGUGGAGCACAUCUCAAAGUUCAACGUGGACAUCACAAUGCCACCAUCAUCUGUACUGCUCGACACGUCACACUCAAUGUACCCAUGAAUGCUAGUAUUCUACUCGAUGUUCAAUAUACUCCAUCAUUCGCCAUAACACGUUUACCUGGAUUUGGAAAUCCCAUAUUCGAGGGAAUGGCUGUUAGUUUAAAAUGCGAUGUAGACAGCAACCCAUCCAGUUUACCAAUUUGGCAGUGUGACAAUGAAGCACCACCAGUGGAACAAUCCGACGAUGGCUGGUUAAACUAUACCAAAAUCAGCAGGAACGACAGUGGUUGGUACAAGUGUUACACCAGACAUACUCUAGGCGUUUUUUCAAGCAUUGGAUACUUUCUUGUUGUUCGAGCAAAUCCAGAUAUAGAAAUGGAAGCAGAAGCAUUAAAUGGAGAGGCAACAGACUCAAGAAAGAUGGAGGUACAAAUUGGUGGUGCAGUUACUCUUGAAUGCGAUGGUGGUUGUUGGGGUCAUGGAUCGGCAAUGGAUCCAGCUGGAUCAGGACCAUUGGCUCUUAAUCGAGUAGUUUAUCAAGAUGCUGGAGAGUAUCGUUGUGUUGCACCAGAUAGAAAAUUACAGGAUACUUGGAGAGCCCAAUUACCUUAUCACAUUAAAGUUACAGGUCGACCAAUGGUAAAUCCAACGAUGCAGUCGGUGUCUGCAAAGGAAGGCGACGCUUUAGAAGUCGCUGUCGAAUUUUGUGCAGAACCUUCUUAUACGAAGCUCCUCUGGCUGUCUUCCGAGAGUGUCUAUGUACCCGGGGGCAACGCCCGAGAUGAUGUUCGAGUCUUAGAAGUCGAGAAUGGUGAAAUAGAGGCAUGUUUCAAAACAACAUUACAAAUUGACGCCGUCCAAUUGUCACAUUCAGGCGAGUGGACGCUGAUUGUUCGUUCACCUGCUGGCGUCGCUGACGCAUCUGUGUCAGUAAGCGUCACACGUACAUCAAGUUUUAAUGGUGACUGCAUCUCCAAUUGUAAUAUUACAACAUUGUUCCUUUGUCUGGUAUUCAUCACACUCUAUCCUCAACAACGUUAAUUCAACACCACUUUGUUCAUGUACCACAAGUCUUGCUACUCUUGGCUUUAGGAAUUUAACGCACUUAAUUUUAUUCAACCGUUUCAUUCAAUUACGAGAGAAGCAAAUCGAUUUUAUAGGAAAUGAUACAAUUAUAACUACAAAGUCGAAAGGGGAUGAUCUUUCCAUAUAUAACUAUGUUGAUUAGUUUUAUUAAACUUAAAUUGUAAACAAUAAAAUAAUUUCAAAUAACUAAAAAUUGUUCACUAUUUGAGAUUGGUGAAACAUAUAAAUGAAUGACUUGUUUAUUAUCACUGGUGUAAAUAUUUGUAUAAAUAAUUUAUACUCGAGCGACUGCAUUUAUAUUAUAAAAUUGAUUGUAAUUGUGUAGUAAAAAUUAUUAAAUAAUAAAAUUAUUAUUCAUAAGAACCAAUGAAUAGUAAAUAAUAUCUUGAAUAAUUAUAAUCAAAUAUUUAAAUAUAAUGUUUCAUAAGUUGAUAUAAAUAGCUCUCCUUUCCAUAGAUGCCGAAAGUUAGAUUAAAAAAAUAUAUUGUUGUACAUUUAUUUGGUGAAAUAAAUUUAUAAUAUGUAUAUAGUAAAUGUAUAUUUAAAUUAAAAGCAACGUAUAAUGUUACAGUUGUGAAGGAUAUAUGAAAAAAUACAGUAAACAACUGAUAGAAUAAAUAUUUAUGAUUUCUUGAUAUAUUUUUAUAAACUUAUUUUGAUACAUAAGUUUCUAUUUAGCUAAUUCCAACCUUUCAUAAAUAUUUCUUCGUUGCCAAAUUUUAAAAUAAAUCUUCGUGAGUCUUUUUCUUCAUAAAAUUUUUUAAAAAAUUUUAUUUAUUAAACAUUUAUGUUAAUGAACAACUUUAAAUUAUUCAUUUUAUCACUUUCAUAAUAACUUAGAAAACUAUAUCUAUGAAUAUCCUAGUAGAUCCGAUUACGGUAAAAAUACGGCAAUUUACCGCAAUUUGCAAUAAAUAACCGUAUUUUGCCGUAUUUACCGCAACUUGCCGUUAUUCACAGUAAAAUCUCGUAAAUUACCGUAAAUUGCGGCAGCUCUGCUGGAUACCGUAGAUCACGGUAAUUACUGUAAUUUACCGUAAUUUGGAUCUACUAGGGUAAUAAUGAACGUAAAAAUUUUUACAAAUGAUUGAUAAUAAUGAUUAUAAUCAAGUAAUAUUAUGUCAACUUCAUAAUACUCGAUAAAAAAAAGUCCUUAUUAAAUUAAGAAACUGAAGAAGAAAGUCAAUUUGCAAGUAAAAAGAUAUGAUAAAAGGAUUACUAUUUAACUAUUACAUUAAUAAUACUAGUAAAAUAAUAAUAAUGAUAAUAAUAAUGAUAAUAAUAAUAAUAAUAAUAAUAAUAAUAUCGAUAGGUAUAAUAAUGGCUCACGAAGAAAAUCUGUAAUUAACAUUUCAUCAUUGUAUUCUCUAGACAGUGAAAAAUUGUAAAUUCGACUCUGAAGUUGAUCGAGAAAAACCAUUUAUUAUUAAAAAAAAAUAAUAAGUAUAAUCAUGAACAAAAUACACAUUAGUGUUGGCGAUAAUAAUAUUUAUAUAGGAAAAAAUAUUAUAAAAUAAUAGCUAAAAUCCCUAGCAGAUCCGAAUAAUGGUAAAUUACGGUAAUUACCGUUAUUUACGGUAUUCAGAAGAAUUACCGUAAUUUGUGGUAAAAUACGGUAAUUCGCCGUAAUUUACGGUAAAAUGUAGCAAUUUUUCUAAAUGUACCGUAAUUUGCGACAAAACACUGUGAAUGCCGUAAUUUGCGGUACAUUGCUGCAUUUUACCGUAAAUUAUGGUAAUUCUGCUGGAUACCGUAAAUUGCGGUAAAUUACGGUAAUUAUCGUAAUUUACCGUCAUUCGGAUCUGCUAGAAGUAAUCGAGCUUACAAUUAGCAACGAUUUAUUUUAAAAAAAUUUAAUUUUUUAAUUUAAAGAAAUAAUUGAUAAAUAAAAACCGAUAGUUUUGAAUAGCAUUGUAUACAAUUCCCAAUUGGAUUGUUGGUUCCAUCUAGUGAAAGCUCGAUAUACACGUCUAUUCUGAUAAAGAAAUCUAUCAUGUAUGAAAUAACUUGAAAGAUUCCAUUUUCUUAAAAGACUUGUUAAAGAUAAAUGAAACAAAUAAUUAAAAUUUUCAAGUUCACUAUUAAUAGUUUUAUGAUGUGGAUGACUCAUUAUAAAUUAAUACUCAAAAACAAAAAGAAAACGAUAAAAUCAAAUUAGACUUGAUAGAAAAUUUUUGUGACAGAAUAGUUAAAUAAAUAUUAGUUAUGAAAUAUUGUAAAUAUUUUAAUUAACUAAUUGAAAAACAUAUAUGUGUACAGUAAGGUGAUAUAUUAUAAUUUAUCUGGAUGCAUAAGCGAAUAUUGUCUGUUCCUCUCUCUUUUUUUUUUUUUUUUGAUUGUAUUUCAUUUUACAUAAACCAGCGCAAUUAUAAAUUGCAAUUACAAAUUAUUUAUAAAUAAACAAAUAUUUUGAAGUGGCAGUUAAACCAUUUCCUAAUGUUCGCACAGAUUUUUUUUCGGAUAUGCAAAUAAGUAUAUAAGUUACCACGAGACAUUUGAUAGUCCCGUUGGAGUGUACUUAAUUAUAGAAUAUACAAUAAAAAAAAGAACAAUGAUCAAUUUACUGUGUAUUAUAAAUAACAAGAGCAUAAAAAGUUGAUGUUGUACCUAUAUGUAAGUAUGAUAGUCUUACGGCCAAGGAGUAAAGUGUAUACGUCCAAAUUCAAGAAGAAUACGAUAAAUUGAAUUUAUUUACCCUUUACAUUCCUGUAGUAACACCCACUUAUUUUCAUUCUAGUGCAACUUACAACUUAAGCGGCAAACAAAAAGCUAUGUUAUUUGACAUGCCUGUACUUAAACCCGUAAGUUAGAGUUGUACUUCGAUACAAUAAA
Messenger RNA from Microplitis mediator, 5760 nucleotides. RefSeq names its product hemicentin-2 (gene tei). Bases 871 to 2883 code for a protein of 670 amino acids. Gene Ontology annotation, biological process: cell-cell adhesion. NCBI's taxonomy places the organism in Eukaryota, Metazoa, Arthropoda, Insecta, Hymenoptera, Braconidae. Gene Ontology annotation, molecular function: cell adhesion molecule binding. Gene Ontology annotation, cellular component: cell-cell junction. The transcript has 10 exons. The record is from RefSeq and is a predicted model, not a curated record.